Messenger RNA from Ilyonectria robusta, 1266 nucleotides. RefSeq lists its product as uncharacterized. Gene Ontology annotation, cellular component: membrane; mitochondrion; cytoplasm. The coding region runs from base 211 to 1077 and encodes 288 amino acids. The transcript has 2 exons. The record is from RefSeq and is a predicted model, not a curated record. Lineage: Eukaryota; Fungi; Ascomycota; Sordariomycetes; Hypocreales; Nectriaceae.
CUGCCACAGCCAAUCUCAUGGCUACUUUGGGUGCUAGGCUUCGAAAUUCUGGAGACACUAACACCGUCAACGCCGAGGCUUAUAUCGGAUUUUCCGAUCGAGCCCGACCUCGGGGCCGCCAUCCAGCGCCGUAGCUGGGCGCGAUAGUAUCCUCCCUCGGCCCCUAUGACUUGCGUUCUACAACCAACCCGGCCGUUGAUGUGACCCACGAUGGCCACGAUGCUGCUCCGUGCCUCGCUCCGGAGGAACGGCCUCGGCCUCGGCCAGCGCCCGCCGGUCUUCCAGGUCCAGCGCCGACUGCAGAGCUCGCCUUCGAAAGCCGCGGGCAUCAGCCGCGAUGGCGCCAAGGCCGUCGAGUCAACGCCUGUAUCUACAACUUCCAGCGCCGCUGCCGUUGCCCCGCGGCCUCUUUGGCAACGGCUUGGUCCCUUGACCACGGCCGCGCAGGCGUACGGAAGAUCGCAAAGGGCCAGGCCGUAUACGACGCAGUUCUGGAGCGCCGUCAUCAUCUACCUGCUAGCCGACCUGAGCGCCCAGUCUAUUGGAGGCGAAGAGUACGAUCCCGUGAGAACUGCCCGAAGCAUGGCUAUCGGUGGCAUGGUCGCGAUUCCCAAUUAUAAAUGGUUCAUUUUUCUCUCAAAUCACUUUAAUUACGCAAGCCGGUGGCGAACACUUUCAACCAAAAUUGUCGUCAGCCAAAUUGUCUUCACCCCAACCUUCAACUCUUUCUUCUUCGGCGCCCAGGCCGUCCUCUCCGGCGACGGCAUCGGUGGAGCCGUCGAGCGCAUCAAGAACUGCGUUCCCGCGUCCGUCGUCAACUCGGCCAAGUUCUGGCCGCCAUUCACUGCCUUCUGCUUCACUUAUAUACCCAUGGAAUACCGCAGCAUUUUCACAGGCUGCAUUGCUGUCGGAUGGCAGACUUACUUGAGCUACAUUAACAAGCAAGCCGAGCUGCUAGAGGCUCAAAAGACUGGGCUAGAGCAGGGUAAUGCUGUCGUGAAGGUGGAGGAGGUCAAGGUGAAGGGUGUUAAAUUGGACGACGUCAAGUUGGUUGCCGUCGAAGCGCAAGCUGCAUAAGCAUCGCAUUUUUAUUAUUCCCUUUGUUUGAACAGGAUAGACAAAAUAAGAUAGACUUUCAUACUUUUAUACAGCGAUGUGAAUUGGAGUUUUGGGCAAUAAGUGUAAACUGCAUGAUCUUGCAACCACGUGAGCACUCUCCCAGCUCGUCGCCGAUUGACGGUCAUGAUGGUUUUACCUAUUGUUCAC